This is a messenger RNA of Fundulus heteroclitus (mummichog), 2507 nucleotides long. It is a transcript of the gene ugcg, whose product is annotated as UDP-glucose ceramide glucosyltransferase. The coding region runs from base 1 to 1185 and encodes 394 amino acids. NCBI's taxonomy places the organism in Eukaryota, Metazoa, Chordata, Actinopteri, Cyprinodontiformes, Fundulidae. Gene Ontology annotation, cellular component: membrane. The record is from RefSeq and is a predicted model, not a curated record. Gene Ontology annotation, molecular function: ceramide glucosyltransferase activity. The transcript is spliced from 10 exons. Gene Ontology annotation, biological process: glucosylceramide biosynthetic process.
AUGGCCCCGCUGGAUGUGGCCCUGCAGGGCUUCUCGGUGUUCGGCCUGGUUCUGUUCGUGGUUCUGUGGUUCAUGCACUGCAUGUCCAUCAUCUACGUGCGUCUCCACCUCCAUAAGAAGAGGCCUGAAGCCAAGCAGCCGUACGCUCAGGUGCUCGGAGUCUCCCUGCUGAAGCCGCUGAAGGGCGUCGACCCCAACCUCAUCUCCAACCUGGAGACCUUCUUCACGCUGGACUACCCCAAGUAUGAGAUCCUGCUGUGUGUCCAGGAUCAGGACGAUCCAGCCGUGGACGUCUGUAAGAAGCUGCUGGGAAAAUAUCCCAACGUGGACGCUAGACUCUUCAUCGGUGGGAAGAAGGUGGGAAUCAACCCCAAGAUCAACAACCUGAUGCCAGGAUACGAAGCAGCCAAAUAUGGACUGGUGUGGAUCUGUGACAGCGGCAUCAGAGUGAAACCCGACACCCUGACGGAUCUGACCAAUCAGAUGACAGAGAAGGUGGGAUUGGUCCACGGUCUGCCGUUUGUCGCAGACCGCCAAGGUUUCGCCGCCACUUUAGAGCAGGUGUACUUUGGGACAUCCCACCCCCGCUCCUACAUCUCGGCCAACGUAACGGGGAUCAAGUGCGUGACGGGAAUGUCGUGCCUGAUGAGGAAGGACGUGUUGGACCAGGCGGGGGGGCUGGUGGCCUUCGCUCAGUACAUCGCUGAGGAUUACUUCAUGGCCAAGGCCAUCGCCGACAGAGGAUGGAGGUUCUCCAUGGCCACACAGGUGGCGCUGCAGAACUCCGGCUCCUACUCCAUCGCACAGUUCCAGUCCCGCAUGAUCAGGUGGACCAAGCUGCGGAUCAACAUGGUUCCUGCCACCGUCCUGGAACCCGUCUCCGAGUGCUUCCUGGCCAGCCUCAUCAUCGGCUGGGCCGCGCAUCACGUGUUCAGGUGGGACAUGAUGGUCUUCUUCAUGUGUCACUGCCUCGCGUGGUUCAUCGCUGACUACGUCCAGCUGACGGGGGUGCAGGGCGGCCCCCUCAGCUUCUCCAAGCUGGACUUCGCCGUGGCCUGGUUCAUCAGGGAGUCCAUGGCCGUGCAGAUCUUCCUGUCGGCCCUCUGGGACCCCACCAUCAGCUGGAGGACGGGCCGCUACCGGCUGCGCUGCGGCGGCACCGCCGAGGAGAUCCUGGAUGUGUAGUUACCACGGCAACCAGCGGCUCUGCUUCCUGCUGCUGGGGGGGGGGGGGGGGGGGCAGGCAGAGACUGUUUUAUAUGCGAGGUGUGUGCGCGAGCAUGUGUGUGUUUUUUAACUAUUUAUGUUCCUGUUGGUGCUAAGAGUAAAACGACAGAACGAGGAGAGCAAAGCACUGGAAGGAGUGAGGCAUCGCACUGAAUAACCUGAUCUCUGCUCAGCCAGUAAGGACGCAGCAGCACCAACCCCGGCUUCUUAUUGGUCCUCCAGAAAGUUAGAGCCACCAGAGCUCUGCUGCCCUCUGGUGGCCGCAGCAUGUUGGUCACCGCACUGAUGCCACCUCUGCGCCCCCUGCUGGUCACAUUGGGGACGGCGCCCCCUGCUGGUGGUGUUGGGAAGGUUGAAGGAUUUCAACAGAAACCUUUUCAGGCAAAGACUAAAAAGUUUGCUGCUGCCGCCGCGUCUCUGACCGUUUUUGGACUUUCUGAUGAGUUAAAGUGUAAAUCUGUUUAGUUCCCCAGACGACCUGAUAUUUAUCUGCUGAUUACCAACAAGUCUGGGAGGAAAACAGGUUUUUAAGCUUCAAUUCAGAGAUGAAAAAACCUGAUCUGGAUCGACUCCCACCAAUCAGACGCAGAGUUCCUCGUGUUUAAAAAUUUAAUGUAGAAACCAAGCAAAGAUGCACUUUCAUGGAAAACUUUUAGUUUUGUUGUUACAGAAACGGCUGCCAUGAUUUUUUUUAGCAACCCAAGUUGGAAGUGAACUGAACAAACUGUGAUUGAACCGGUUUCCCUGAUUAUUUAUUCUGAUUCUAGAUUACCUCUGUAAAAGUCCGCUUUGAGUCCCAGUAAAAAACAAAAACAAGCAGUCAUGGAUCAGAAAACUGACGUCACACUCGGCUCUUAACGGGGUCAACCGUGUUGACCAAUCAGAGGCCAGCAGCACUGUAAUUAAGUGAUUCCUUUAUUCUGAUGGUCGAAACAUUUCAGCAGAACAAAUGGACCAAAAAGAUGAAAGGUGACGCGUUUCUCUGCAGCUUGCGUCACGCUGCGCGCUCAGCCGCAGGGGUUUGGUGAUGACGUCAUCAGCGGUCGGAUGAACCCCGCCUGAACUUUUCUUUUUCCUAUAUUUCAUUUUUUUAUUGUUAUAAACUGCUGUAACUGACCAAUCAAGACCCUUACCCAGUCAGCACUUUCUGUGAUUGGUUGAUGGGGGUGUUGUGGGCGGGGCUUGGACAGACAGACGGCAGCCAUUGGUUGUAUGGUUUAUUUAUUUAUUCAUGCUCCAACUUCCUGUCACACUUCCAGAAUAAAUAAAGAUUCAACAAA